UGCGGCAGUUCUUCAGAAUGAACUGGACCAAAUGAAACUUACUUAAAGUGGUUAUCGCGUUUCAGGCUGAUUUGUUCCCAGUAACUAUGUUUUGGAAAGCGGCUGUUAAUUCUCAGGCACAGGCAGGAAGGAACACCCCCUUAGGGUCCCCGUGUCGCUCCCCACAGUUAGAUUACCAAUGAAUUUCCUUGAUUCUAUGGAGACAGGAAGAUCCAGGAGCCAGUGACACAUCUAGCAACAGAGCCAGAUGAGAACCCAGGCAAGAAGCGCACGUUUAAACCUCAUUAUCUGGCUAAGUAUAAACCUCAGGGAGAAAACGGUUUUGUUUUUGUUUUUCUCAGUCUGUAAGCUAACGUUGAGCUGACUUUCAGAGUCCAGGCAAAUAUCUGUUUGGUGGGUCACCACCCAGAAAGGAAUUCUCCCAAGCACUGAAUCAAGGCUCUGUAUGUAAAGCAUAAAUCCCCUAAGAGAACUCCUCGCCCUCCUACACAGACACACUGGUGCAUGCACACACACCCCACUCUCUGCACAGAGAGCAUCUGAGCUAGGAGCUGGCAAGUGGGGCACCAGUCCUGUAGCAAAGAGGCACACCACAUGGGCGCGCGCGCGCGCACACACACACACACACACACACACACAGACACACACUCUUACACAGUUCUCCCUUGCUUGGGAAUCUGGGGUAAGAAUCCCCCACCCCCACCCCUGCCCUCCAAAGGUAUUGUGUAGGUGAGAGAAAGAGGGAGGAGUCAAAGAGAACACAGAGAGGGGCCAGAGGAGGUGCCAGCCCAAGAGCAGGGUCCCUCCUUGAGAAAUCCCUCUGCAGGAGCGUCUCCUGCCACCAGCCAGGUUGGAGGUGGAGUAGUUCAGAAUCAACUGACGCAGCCAGGAAUUGAGCUUUGCAAAGCCACUUGCAAGGAAGGGAAGCAUCUGUCCAACCCUCCCCCACCGCGCGCCCUGGAUCCUCUGCCUGCCCCCUCCCCUGUGACGUCACCCUAGUCCUGUCCCAGCGAGCCUGCAAAGCCUCUCAAAUUCAAACUGCUAGACGCACUGCUGCCGCCGCCACCGGAUUGGAAACGCGCGCCCAGGCUCCGCCGUCGCCUUCGUCCGGCGACCGGGCCAGCCGGCUCUGCGACCUCCCUACAGAAUCGCACCCCAGUCCCUCCCUGGCAGCUCGGCUUCCCUCCGCUCCAACUCCCUCCGCUCCAACUCUCCUCUUCCGCUCCUGCCUCCUGUCGGAUUUUUAAUUUCUGCACACCCCCAGUCAAAUUAAAUCAACCAACAAAAAGCAGAGCAUCCCCCCCUGGAAGCAGCGUCUUAUUGUACCUUGUUCUCCCUCUUCCUGAAGAUGCUAAACUCCUGGUGGACUGCAGAGGAGCGGGGUUCUGUCUUCUCCUGAUGUCCAUUACGAUUUCUGCUGGAAGCCCAAGACGGGCGAGCCGCCCGAGAUCUCUUCGAGAUAUCCCAGGGGAGGAGGAGAUGGGCAGGAUUUAGUAGGACAACUUGGUUACUAAUGACUUGGCGGCUGGCUGCGACCCCCCGGGAAAUCAGGUUUGCCUGCAGGUACCUGAGUUGACACCGAAGGUGCCUAAAGAUGCUGAGCGGCGUUUGGUUCCUCAGUGUGCUAACCGUGGCCGGGAUCUUACAGACGGAGAGUCGCAAAACUGCCAAAGACAUUUGCAAGAUCCGCUGUCUGUGCGAAGAGAAGGAAAACGUACUGAAUAUUAACUGUGAAAACAAAGGAUUUACAACAGUUAGCCUGCUCCAGCCCCCCCAGUAUAGAAUCUAUCAGCUUUUUCUCAAUGGAAACCUCUUGACAAGACUGUAUCCAAACGAAUUUGUCAAUUACUCCAACGCAGUGACUCUUCACCUAGGUAACAACGGGUUACAGGAGAUCCGAACGGGGGCAUUCAGUGGCCUGAAAACCCUCAAGAGACUGCAUCUUAACAACAACAAGCUCGAGGUAUUGAGGGAGGACACUUUCCUGGGCCUGGAGAGCCUGGAGUAUCUCCAGGCUGACUACAAUUACAUCAGUGCCAUCGAGGCUGGUGCAUUCAGCAAACUUAACAAGCUCAAAGUGCUCAUCCUCAAUGACAACCUUCUGCUUUCACUGCCCAGCAAUGUGUUCCGCUUUGUCCUGCUGACCCACUUAGACCUCAGGGGGAAUAGGCUAAAAGUAAUGCCUUUUGCUGGCGUCCUUGAACAUAUUGGAGGGAUCAUGGAGAUUCAGCUGGAGGAAAACCCCUGGAAUUGCACCUGUGACUUACUUCCUCUCAAGGCUUGGCUAGACACCAUAACUGUGUUUGUGGGAGAGAUUGUCUGCGAAACGCCCUUUAGGUUGCAUGGGAAAGAUGUGACCCAGCUGACCAGGCAAGACCUCUGUCCCAGAAAAAGUGCCAGUGAUUCCAGUCAGAGGGGCAGCCAUGCCGACACACACGUCCAAAGGCUGUCACCUACAAUGAAUCCUGCCCUCAGUCCAACCAGGGCUCCCAAAGCCAGCCGGCCACCCAAAAUGCGAAAUCGUCCAACUCCCCGGGUGACUGUGUCAAAGGACAGGCAAAGUUUUGGACCCAUCAUGGUGUACCAGACCAAGCCUCCUGUGCCUCUCACAUGUCCCAGCAGCUGCGUCUGCACUUCUCAGAGCUCAGACAACGGUCUGAAUGUAAACUGCCAAGAAAGGAAGUUCACUAAUAUCUCUGACCUGCAGCCCAAACCUACCAGUCCAAAGAAACUUUACCUAACAGGGAACUAUCUUCAAACUGUCUAUAAGAAUGACCUCUUAGAAUACGGUUCUUUGGACUUACUGCAUUUAGGAAACAACCGGAUUGCAGUCAUUCAGGAAGGUGCCUUUACAAACCUGACCAGUUUACGCAGACUUUAUCUGAAUGGCAAUUACCUUGAAGUGCUGUAUCCUUCUAUGUUUGAUGGACUGCAGAGCUUGCAAUAUCUCUAUUUAGAGUAUAAUGUCAUUAAGGAAAUUAAGCCUCUGACAUUUGAUGCUUUGAUUAACCUACAGCUACUGUUUCUGAAUAACAACCUUCUCCGGUCCUUACCUGAUAACAUCUUUGGGGGUACGGCCCUCACCAGGCUGAAUCUGAGAAACAAUCAUUUUUCUCACCUGCCUGUGAAAGGGGUCUUGGAUCAACUUCCAGCUUUCAUCCAGAUAGAUCUGCAAGAGAACCCAUGGGACUGUACGUGUGACAUCAUGGGGUUAAAAGAUUGGACAGAACAUGCCAAUUCCCCUGUCAUCAUUAAUGAGGUGACUUGUGAAUCUCCUGCUAAGCAUGCAGGGGAGAUACUAAAAUUUCUGGGGAGGGAGGCUAUCUGUCCGGAGAGUCCAAACUUGUCAGAUGGGACCAUUUUAUCAAUGAAUCACAAUACAGACACACCUCGGUCACUUAGUGUGUCUCCUAGUUCCUAUCCUGAACUACACACCGAAGUUCCACUUUCUGUCUUAAUUUUGGGAUUGCUUGUUGUUUUCAUCUUAUCCGUCUGUUUUGGGGCCGGCUUAUUCGUCUUUGUCUUGAAACGCCGAAAGGGAGUGCCAAGUGUUCGCAGGAAUACCAACAGCUUAGACGCAAGUUCCUUUCAAUUACAGUAUGGGUCUUACAACACUGAGACUCACGAUAAAACAGACGGCCAUGUCUACAACUAUAUCACCCCACCUGUGGGUCAGAUGUGCCAAAACCCCAUCUACAUGCAGAAGGAAGGAGACCCAGUAGCUUAUUACCGAAACCUGCAAGAGUUCAGCUAUAGCAACCUGGAGGAGAAAAAAGAAGAGCCAGCCACUCCUGCUUACACAAUAAGUGCCACUGAGCUGCUAGAAAAGCAGGCCACACCAAGAGAGCCUGAGCUGCUGUAUCAAAAUAUUGCUGAGCGAGUCAAGGAACUCCCCAGCGCAGGCCUAGUUCACUAUAACUUUUGUACCUUACCUAAACGGCAGUUUGCCCCUGCCUAUGAAUCUCGACGCCAAAACCAAGACAGAAUCAAUAAAACCGUUUUAUAUGGAACUCCCAGGAAAUGCUUUGUGGGGCAGUCAAAACCCAGCCACCCUUUACUGCAAGCUAAGCCGCAGUCAGAACCGGACUACCUCGAAGUUCUGGAAAAACAAACUGCAAUCAGUCAGCUGUGAAGGGAAAUCAUUUACAACCCUAAGACAUCACAGGAUGCUACUCCAAACUGUUGGAAACAAGGACAUUAGCUUUUGUGUUUGUUUGUGUUCUCCCUUUCCCAGUGUAAAUGGGGGACUUUGAAGAUGUUUGGGAGAUGGGGUGAAGUAAUGAUAUUGCUUUUGCAAGUUUUCCUUUAAAUUAUUUCUCUCUCGUUCUCCUCCCCUCCUUUUUUUUUCCUUCUCUUCUUAGGAACGAUCAGUGGACCUGAAUGUUUCUGUAAUGCAUUUCUUCAAAUAUUUUGUUUAUGGUUUUGUUUCUUUUUUCUUCUUUGUUUUUCGGUGUGGGAGUGGGAAGAGGAGAUUAUAGUGACUGAAGAAAGAAUAGGCAAACUUUGCAAAUGAAAAUGGAUAUUUAGUGUAUUUUGUAGAAGAUCUCCAAAGAUCUUUUGUGACUACAACUUCUUUUGUAAAUAAUGAUAUAUGGUAUUUCCAUCUUCAGUUACCAAGUAUAGCCACUGGGCCUCACUACUUUGUGUUAAAGUGCCUUCGCACUUUAAGUACAUUACUUAAAUGUUGCUUUUAGCUUUGAUAAAUUGAAACUAUUUUAAUGUGUUGUAUUUUUGAAAUUGAAAACACUGUAAAAUAGAUCGAUGUGUCAGCUAUAUUAAGUCAACGUGCAGUUUGCUUGAGUUAUAGAAACCAGCCUGUCAACAAAUGAUUCUAGUUCUAGGACUUUGUAGGCUUAACUAUACGAUAUUUCCUUUCCUCUGGGUUUAAGUGAUUUUAUUUAAGCCAACUAAGGGGAUUUAACAGUGGACUAGAGGUAAUAAGCCACCUCAGUCAGGAUUAAUAAUUCAUUAAUAAAAUAUAUUUAACCCAAUAUCAGAGUGAAUUGAGCAAUUAAUGCCCUUCCGUAAAUCAUUACUUUACACUAACAUGGUGAGUGUUUUAGAUUAUUUUCCUAAUUAAAAGGACAUGACACAGCUAGUAGUAUAUUUUUCUGCAUUGAUUAGAUAUUUUUAUAUAUUUAAAUGAAGAAGUCUGUAUUUCUAACUUUUUAAUUGAAAUUAAUAUUUUUUCUGCCUAUUGAAACAUUUUCUAUAAACACACACCAGUAGAGGCCGCCACACACCUCAUUUAACAAAGACAUAUGAGCCAUUAAAUACCUUGAAGGAAGACUUCAUGGGUGAGAUUAAAUCUUCCCAAGUAAGUUCUCUGCAAAAUUUAAGGUAGCAGAGAUAAAAACAUAUACAUUACUUUCUAUUUAUUUUAGAUCACAGGUUAGACUCAUAAUCCUUCUCAAUUUAACAUUUUCUGACAAGACAGCAUUUCCCUCUUGAGUUUAAUUGGAGCAUGCAUGGGGUGCUAUCAAAUCACGUACUAUUUGCAUCUCCAAAGCGAUUAACAGUUACCUAAACCAAGACAGGAAACAUUUUUUAUUUUUUUUCCUUCUGCCGUCUUGAGGCAUGUGUAACUUGGAGUUUUCCCUGUCAGCUUGAGCAAGAUUUUUGUUUUGGUCUUAGCAUUAAAAUGACUUUAAUUAGCCAAGUCUAUAUAACAUUUAUGAGCCUUAUUAGACUGUAAAUAAUUUUUAGAUGCAAACAUUAUUGUGUGAUUUAAACAAACAGCCCUUCUUUACAACAAAAAAUAGUUUUGUUUUGUCUAUUGUAAAUCCUUAUGCAACUGGGAUGGUGAUCUGCAUAUAAAGUAGUUCAGCUUUUCAAUUCCUUAUUAAAGCAAGUGAUGGUGUCUGAAAGAAGCACACUGUUUCCUUUUCAUAAAUAGGUUACUGCACAUAAUAAUCCUUUAUCAUCACGUGGAGAUUGAAGUGGAUCCUGAUAACUUACUUUUAAAGCUUUAAAAUUACUAAUAGCAUAUUGUCUGUCACUAUAAACAAUUCACGUGAUAGGCUUUCAGUUAGAAAUUUCUUAAAUCCAAAUUAUUUGGAUUAAUAAUUACUGGUGCAAAAUACUUGUUUGUAAAAGCAAUAGAAGGUAAUUGUGUAUAUAUAAUCAUGUAAAGGGCAUUCAAGAAGGAAAUACCUUUAACAACAUAAAAUCUCUGAAUAUCUACAGUGGCAAGCUAACAUGCUCAUUCUUUGGUAACAAGUGAUAAUUCCUAUUUUGGUCCAUUAGAAGGAAGUUGAAAAUGGUGGGCUGAAAUGAUCUACGAGAAAGUUAAUGUACAGAUAUUUUACAUUUCGCAGAAGAGAAGCUAGAAUAUUCUGCUAGUUGAAUUUGGAGAUGACUCCGGGAAACCGUUUCAUCUUUCAGUGAAGUAUUUAUAUAUAAAAGAGUUUCAAAAACCCUUUUCUGACUGCUCUCAUUUGAUGCAAUGAUACAUACAGAAUACAGAGGUAGGUAUUUUGGGAAGUGAUUAUGAAGGCAAAUUUGCAUAUAUGUCCUGUUAAGAACUUCUGGGGCUUAAAUUAUGUGACUAGAGCUCUUGAUGCAGUGAUUCCACUUAAGUGUUUAUUUUUAUGUUUCUGAAAGUAAACCCAUUCCUAUAAAAUGCCAUUGUCCAUAGAAAAAAAAAUAAUAACUCAUUAAGCUUAAAGAGAGAUGAUACCUUAAUAUUAAUUUACUUACAAGAUUUUAAUGAAGACUUCUAGAAGAACUAAAAUUUAUAAACUCUUUUGCCUAAUAAGUAUGGCUUAAUUCUAUAUCCUCUUGCUUGUUAGAUUUAUAUUUUAUUUGCAGUAGAUUUUUAAAUGUAAUUCUUUGAAUGUAGUCCAUACUAUUUUAUUUAAAAGCAUCAUACAACAUACCAUUCGAACCUUUAUUUCCUAAUGCAAUCAUAAACACUUUAAUUUUUAUUAACUCACUAGCAUUCCCACUGACUAUAUUCUGUUUUGCUUUAUCUGCUCAAGCACUUUCCACCAUAUUUUAUUUUAGGAUUUUUAUUUUUAUCUUCCACAGCUGGAUAUUGCUAUUUCACUUUUAUUUCACAUGCAGCUUUAAGAGGUAUGAGCAUCAGCACAGCAAAAUGGUUCCAGCCUACAGAAUGUGGUCUCCCAGGGCCCUGCCAGGAACAGAUCUGUAUGUCUGACCCUACAAAUGAAAAAUGGUAAUUCCCUUCUAUUUUAGCUCUUAAUUAGUUGUGUUCACUGUUUCCGAAUAUACCUGUGGCUAAGUUUUUAUUGAAACACUCAAAAGUACCACUUCUCAGUCUGAACACAAUUGCUAAGAGCCUAUUUUGGCUCUGAACUUUGGUCGACCUGUGUGCCUUGUUAGUUCUAUCCAGCAGCUGGUGAGUAAGCAAAUGAUCCUUCGAUUUCCUCUUGUCUUUCCUCUGACCUCUAAUGUGACUUAAUUUUUCUUAAUGCCUCCAAGUCAUCAAGGGCUUAAUAAUUUAUGAAUUUUACAAAAAGCAUUUAAGGAACAAGAGACAGGUUCUGUGAUUUUUCAGACUCUGAAAAUUCAUUUUGAUUGUACAUAUUCCAUAAAUAUACUGGAUUGAAUGCUAGAGUGAAGAAAGCCUUCCAGACAAUUCUCCCAGUACAUUCAUUUCUUCAUUCAUUUGUUCAUUCAGUAGUUAUGGAGUGUUUAUUUCCUGGGGGCCUGGCUCUAGGCUAUGUGCUGAGGCACAGUAGGCAGGAUCUCUCCCCUCCUCACAACACCCUCUUCACUCUCCACCCCACCCCCUACUACUCACCCUCACCCUGGCAAGGAGCUUAGUGCUAAUAAGGGAGAAUCUUACCUGAAUAGCAAUCACCCAGAUUAAACAGUGGAGACAGUAAUGCAAUGCAGGAAGUUAAGUUUUUAAAGGCGAUUCUGUGCAGUAAGGUAUAAAAGUGAUAUAUAAUAAAUAGUCUAGCUAUAGUCUAACAUCUCUUUAGAAUUACACAGUUAAAAAGAAAAAAAAACACCAAAAUAAGAUAAAUUAAAACAAAUUUCUGCAAAAUAAGACCCAUUAUCAUGGCCUAAAGAAAGCUAUGUACUUGUGCUAUCUAAAGCGCUACUUUGUAAAGAUGACUAUCACUAUCAAGAUUGUAAAUACAAAAUUUUUAAAUGUUCUUAAAUUUUCGGGAAGAAUAUCCAUGUUUCAGAGGGAAUAUUUACUUUCUAUUUCAGUGGCUUGAAAUACAACAUUUUGGCUUAAGUGUCUUUUAUCAGUACUUUGAUAAGACACCUUAAUCUUAAGAGAGAAAAAAUUAAGUACUGUAUAUAGGUGUAAUUUGUUUCUCACAAUGAUUGUGCAAAAAGUCACGUGUAAAUGGAACUUUUGUAAAUCAAAUUGUAUUUUAAAUGCAUUAGAGGAGCUUCCAUUUAGAGGAAACUUGUGAAUUCUUUCAUAAAGUGUAAAACCAUUUUAUAAUACAAAUAACCAUUCUCUAAUUUAUCUGUUUUGUAUUUUUGGAUUUUCAAUAUCAACUUUGCUUAAAACAGAGCCCACCUGCAUAGUAACUGUGUUUUGCCAAGGCUGCUCAGGUUACCAGUUUCUUGGUGGCUAAGGGUUUGUGUUUGAAAGUCUGCUGAAGUUUAGUGUGAAUUAGGCUUUCGAGCAAUGCUAUGACAGCACAGUAGCAGUCCUGAAGAGUCCAAGUAGCCAGCCCAUUUCAACACAAUUGAACACAGGACUCUUCUGCUCAGCAGCAUCUCCUUUCUCAGAUAUGGCCACGUUACAGUAGAGUGUAGAAUGACUCCUUUAUUCAUAUUCCAUAAAGUGCUUAGAGUCACAGGUUUUAUAAUAAAGUAUGUUAUUAUGUAAACAUAUUGAAUUGCAUGUAUGUUGAAAUUUUUCAGCAGUACUUUAGCUUGAAAGUACUUGUACAAAUACUGUUAGAUUUAGUUGCAAAUAAUUGUUCUCAAGUUAUUGGAAUAAAUGUCAAAUGAAACAA
Molecule: messenger RNA, 8951 nt
Organism: Sapajus apella (tufted capuchin)
Lineage: Eukaryota; Metazoa; Chordata; Mammalia; Primates; Cebidae
Gene: SLITRK2
Product: SLIT and NTRK like family member 2
Exons: 5
Coding region: 1595-4132 (845 amino acids)
Biological process (GO): positive regulation of synapse assembly; axonogenesis; regulation of presynapse assembly
Cellular component (GO): glutamatergic synapse; membrane
Molecular function (GO): protein binding
Source: RefSeq, a predicted model, not a curated record